AUGAGUGUUUACAUAUUGUUUGGAAUAUCGGCAUUUUGUCUACGACCAGUAAUAGCUCAUCAAUUCCCUGAGAACUUUCUGAGAUGCAAUCUGAAGGAUACUAAUUUGGACCAAUGCUUGGUUAGAGCAAUCGAAAAUGCUUUGCAUAUAAUCGGCAAUACUGGUAUUCCUUCCCUGAAUCUGCCUUCAAUCGAUCCGAUAGGAGUAUCAAACAUACAAAUUGGAGCUGAUGGUAGUAGUGCUGUCAACAUAGUACAGCAAUACAAGAAUAUCUCCAUUUUCGGACUUUCUGAUGUCAAAGUAGAGAAAGCACACUAUGAUCAACAUAAAAAAAUCUUGAAUUUCACUGCAGAGCAUCCAGUACUAAGUCAAGAAGCUAAAUAUAACAUCACAGGAAAAGUUCUAAUAUUAUCCGUAUAUGGCAAUGGAGAUUCGAUCAUAACUCUGAAGAAGCCAAGAAUCACCCACGUAGCCUACUUCAAGGAGUAUACCAAGGGGGACAAAAGAUAUUUCCGAGUGGAAGACUAUUCGGCCACAUACACGAUCCAGGGUGCCCACUUUGUAUUCGAAAACAUGUUCAAUGGUGCAGAAAAAACGCUUUCCGGUAUCGUUUCGAAGUUGAUCAAUGAAAACUGGCAACUGAUUGCUGAAGAAGUCAGAGGUGGAGUUCAGAAAGCUUAUGGGCAACUUUGUAUGGCUACAGCUAAUAGAAUUUUCGAGACCGUUCCUAUCGAUGAAAUAUUUCUUGGAUGGUGA
This is a messenger RNA of Phaedon cochleariae (mustard beetle), 756 nucleotides long. The record is from the annotation of a GenBank genome assembly. NCBI's taxonomy places the organism in Eukaryota, Metazoa, Arthropoda, Insecta, Coleoptera, Chrysomelidae.